UUUUCUGGAAAUCAAUAGCACUGAGAUCAAAGCAAAACAAAGCCUUGACGAAUGUGACAGGAAGAUUAAACGAAAAGCUGACGUGAAUCUGGCAAGUGUUACCGAUCAGUCGCAUCAUUGGUGCGUCAAGCGUCAUCUCAUCAAGAAGGAUGAAGGCCAGUCUGAUACGAAAACUCGUUGGUACAUCAGUCACUUAAUCGAGCAUUGUGUAAAAAAAGCCGAGAACAAGCAGAAGAAAGCUCGUGUCAUCAUUCUCGUCGCCGUCGUCGUCGUCUCUGGUGAGUCGAGGAUGGCGACGACGUCGGAUCCGUCAGAUGCCUCGUCACUGGAUACUAAAUCUCUGACAGAGCUUUACAUCCCAACUGACGAGUUGUACAAUGAAACUAAUUCCAGUUACAUUGCACCAGAUUUGUCAGUUGCAUUCACCAAGGGUUGUUUCCUUGGUUUCAUCAUAAUUGCUGCAGUAUUUGGCAACUUACUAGUUAUAGUAUCAGUCAUGCGUCACAGAAAAUUGAGAAUAAUCACCAACUAUUUUGUGGUAUCAUUAGCAUUCGCUGAUAUGUUGGUAGCAAUGUUCGCUAUGACAUUUAAUCUGAGUGUUCAAGUAACAGGUCGUUGGUUAUUUGGUUAUUUCAUGUGUGAUGUCUGGAAUUCUCUGGAUGUUUACUUCAGCACAAGCUCCAUCCUACAUCUGAUGUGUAUCUCAGUCGAUCGUUACUAUGCAAUUGUUACACCACUCAAAUACCCCAUCAACAUGACGAAGAAAGUAGUAGCAUGUAUGCUAUUAGCAUGUUGGAUAUCACCGGCUGUUAUAUCAUUCGUUCCUAUAUUUAAUGGGUGGUAUACGACCAGUGAUAAUAACGAGUAUCGUCAUAUGCAUCCAGAAAUCUGCGAGUUCAAAGUGAACGGAGGAUAUGCAUUAUUAUCAUCCAGUAUAUCUUUCUGGAUACCAUGCACAAUAAUGGCGCUCACAUAUUUUGCUAUAUUCAAAGAAGCUAACAAGCAAGAGAAACAAAUGCACAGUCGAAUGGGCAAUGCAAUGCUUCUAAGUCAUAGGCCAAGUCGAGAUUUAAAUAAUUUGAAUGGUGAAUUAAACAGUGGUGGCUCAUCAAAAACACUUACGCUCAAUGAACUAAAUACAGAUCACUUGCAUACACCAACCAAAGAUAAAAAUUUGAUCAAAAUGAAAAGAGAACAUAAGGCUGCCCGAACCCUUGGUAUCAUCAUGGGCACAUUUAUGCUUUGCUGGUUACCAUUUUUCCUCUGGUAUGUGAUAACUAGUCUUUGUGGUAAACGUUGUGCCUGUCCAGAUAUUGUCGUCUCUAUUGUCUUCUGGAUUGGCUACACUAACUCAGCUCUUAAUCCACUCAUUUACGCUUACUUCAACCGAGACUUUCGGGAAGCCUUCAAGAACACACUCCAAUGUGCGUUUUGCUCUCUCUGUAGAAGAGAGCCUUUUGACCUCGAGACUUUGGACAUUCGCCGACCGUCCUUGAGGUAUGAUGAUCGCACGAAAAGUAUGUACUCGGAGACCUACAUAAAACACAACGACCGAAGGAGAUCAAGUGAAUACGGAAGUAGUCUCUGAAACGAAACCAAAUUUAGAUUUUAAUUAUAAAUUAUUAUUGCCGUGCAAUAAUUCCUUAUGAUAUUAUUUUUCUAAUCCUAGUAAUAUUUAUAAAUAUUUUUUUUGUUAUGUCAAAUGUUUUUUUAUUUUAUUUAUCACUGUUAAUAACUACUCAAUUUAUUACAAUAUACUCUCUAUACCUUCAUCGAAGGUUCAUUAUUUAUUUAUUUAUAUUAUUAAAAAAAUUGUUAAUUAAUUUUUUCGUAGUUAAAAUUUAUACAAAUAUUUAUUAAA
Messenger RNA from Chelonus insularis, 1861 nucleotides. RefSeq names its product octopamine receptor beta-2R-like. Lineage: Eukaryota; Metazoa; Arthropoda; Insecta; Hymenoptera; Braconidae. The record is from RefSeq and is a predicted model, not a curated record. The transcript is spliced from 3 exons. Gene Ontology annotation, molecular function: octopamine receptor activity. Gene Ontology annotation, biological process: adenylate cyclase-activating adrenergic receptor signaling pathway. The coding region runs from base 290 to 1588 and encodes 432 amino acids. Gene Ontology annotation, cellular component: plasma membrane.